AUGGAAACAACUAAUUCUCAAGCAACGGAGCCUCUGUAUGUUAGACAAGAUUCUUCAUCUGAACCUCGCAAAACCGUAACCUUCAACUUACCACAGACCAGUGCAGAAUCUUCGAGUGUGCUCGACGAUACUGCUCUUCCCAACGGUUAUGGUAGCGUUAGUACUGAGGUGUCAGGUUCCCCAGAGGAAUAUGACGACCCUUUCCUUUUGGUUUCUCUAAGAGACCAAAAAAAACCGCUACCGAGGCCAAAAUUUGUAAUUUUAUUAUAUUUAAUAGCUUUAUUGGAUUUAGCCAUUGUUUGUAUUUGUAAUUUAUUUUUAAUUCAUAAAGAAAAUUCUGAUCGUUGGGAUUGGAAGAAGGCGGAGUGGGAUUUGGAAAUAUUGGCAUUUUUAAGAUUUUUUGUGGUAGUCGGAGUAGCUUCUUCCACUUGGUUUCAGAAAUUGCGAUGGAUAUUGGGUGGAGCUUGUUGUUUGUCCUCAUUGUAUAUAAUUUUCAAAUCAAAUUUCAUGUUUCAACACAAGAAACCCGCCCACGGAUAUAGUCUUAUCAUAAUCGCAUCUUCAUUUUUCUUUAGUCAAAUACACUGGGUCGCAAACAUCAUUGUAACUACUGAUGCGCGACGUCGUUCUUCAUUCUUACGAGAUAGUAGCAUAUACUUUGAGGAGGAAGACAGCGGCAAUUCCGGGGUUUAUGCUAGUGAUGCAUUGACCGACGGUCAGGCUGGUUCUUCAUCUUUAAGGUUUUAUGGCGCCACCAAUGACGGUGGAGACGUUGAUAAAGUUCCAAUCGGUGUUUCAGGCGGUAAAAUACCUCAAACUCCGCGGACCCAUGAAAUUUUUUGA
Acaulospora morrowiae is the source of this 843-nucleotide messenger RNA. NCBI's taxonomy places the organism in Eukaryota, Fungi, Glomeromycota, Glomeromycetes, Diversisporales, Acaulosporaceae. The record is from the annotation of a GenBank genome assembly.